Molecule: messenger RNA, 1065 nt
Organism: Candidula unifasciata
Lineage: Eukaryota; Metazoa; Mollusca; Gastropoda; Stylommatophora; Geomitridae
Source: the annotation of a GenBank genome assembly
AUGUCAGAAAAUAAAAGUGGCGACGUUAAAAAUAUCGGCGAUGCUGGUGAUUCGACCAGAGAUAGCUUGGAGAUGCCAGAGGUGAUGUGUGGGAGUCCAGUCUGUGAGAUGGUGCGAGGGAUCAAGCGGGCAUUGCAGUGUGGGGACCAUCAGGGUCUCAAGAUAUUGCUGGGAAAACUGGAGACUUGGAGGCAGGAUGGUAAAACAGACCUGCUGCAUGACUACUGGAGAGUGGCCCAGUAUGUUGGCGAAACAGAGAUUCACAACAUAUACAUUCUGCUAUCAGUGACGUGUGAUAAACCUGACAGUGUCAAGUGGGACUACUUGUCUGAUGCUUUGUCUGUUUUAGCACUUUGUUUGUGCAACAGGGAGAUCAUAUUCAAGCUGUUGGUCUAUGUCAAUAACAUCACAUCCAUCCUAGUCAUGGCCCUGGAUCAAGACUCGAAUGAGGAGGCAGCAAUCCAGGCAUUAACAGUCAUUAACGUGACAGUGACUGUCUGUAGGGCAAGGUUUGCCAAAGGGUUACUGAGUGUCAACUUCCUGGACAAACUUGUCCAUAGACUUGUGGAACAGGGCUCACCUAAAGUGCUGUACUUGUUUGAAAUGGUACUUGAGGUGAUAAAAAGCCUGUUGAUGUGUGGUCAGUCUUACAUCCAUCUGUACGCAGUAGAGGUGUUGAAGAAGCUGUCUCCUGUUGCUGCAGCAAUGUCUGCCUCACAAAACCCUGAUGAUGAGGAGAAGCAGCAAGAUGGACUGGUAGAAUUUUACAAUGAGCUGUUGUGGAGCGCUGAUAUCGAUGAGAAGCCUCAUGUUUGUGCCAAGUACUGGACCCGAGGUAGAUUAAGAAAGGAUCUGCUGAGCAGGUGUCUCAAGCAGCAGUGGCUGUACAUCUACUGCAGCUGGCCUGUAUGUGGGAACCACAACGGCAUUUCCAGCACGUUCUUUCGCAAGUGCAGUGCCUGUCUGAUGGUGAGAUACUGCUCACGCCAAUGCCAGGAGAAACACUGGGAGGCCGGACACAACAUUCAGUGUAAGCUUAUUUGUGGCUUAGGAAAAUCAGUGUAA